CCACCCAGGGGCCCUGCCCAGAACGGAUGGCCUUCAUUAGUCCCUGGCACUUAUCUUGGAACCACAGCAGGUGAUAGAACUGCCCCAGCCUUCUCUCUGCCUGCCCUGAGCCCAGGAGUGUCAUGGGGAACUGUCUGCACCCGUUCCCCGGAGACUCUUCAGUGGGGUGACUGGAUGCUGUGAUUGUCCCCUCUGGGGGUGUCCUCCAGGCGGACUCCUUUUCCAUCUCUGAUGAGAACUGGAGUAACUCUACCACUGAAGAGGAAUAUCCUGCUAUGUGGAAUGACUCCUACUGGACCGAUGACUAUGACUUCACCGAACUGGACGCUGUUGCCCCCUGCCGCUCCUGCACCUUGCUCAGCGAGUCCUCGCUGCCUUUCUACGUCCUCGCCAGUGCCCUGGGCAUCGCAGCCAGUGCAGCUGUCCUCUUUGCUCUCCUCAGACCUCUCAUUUACUGGCCUCUCUGCCCUGGCCGUCAGAUCCUCAUACAGUUAGCUGUGGGCAGUGCCCUCUUCAGCAUCAUGGUGCCCCUCCUGGUGCCAGGGCUCAGUGGUACCCGCAACACCUACCUGUGCCACCUGGCCCACUUAGUCUGGUAUGGCUCAGCCUUUGCCCAAGCUUUGCUGAUAGGCUUCCAUGCCUGCCUGCGUCCCAAACUGGGUACAGGUCAGGUCCCAGGCCUCACCCUGGGGCUCACUGUGGGACUCUGGGGAGUGGCUGUCCUAAUGGGGCUGCCAGCCACCCUGGCCAGUGACACUUCCAAUGGAUUCUGCACCCUGGCUUUCCGCCAGAACAUUUUGCGGUUUAUGCAUGCUGCUGCCAGUUUUGCUACCUUUACCUUGUUGCCACUAGGUUUAUUAGGAGCCAAGGGGCUGAAAAAGGUAUUGGACAGGGGGCCAUGUCCCUGGGUUGAUGUCCUGUGGUUCUGGUUCAUUUUCUGGUGGCCUCACGGAGUCAUUUGUUUAUGGGACUCCCUAGUGAGGUCCAAGUUCUUGGUGUUGUCAUCAUGCCUGGUCCAGCAGGCCUUGGACCUGCUGCUGCACCUGACAGAAGCCCUGGCAAUACUGCACUGCGUGGCGACACCCCUGCUCCUGGCCCUGUUCUGCCACCAGGCUACACGCACUCCUGUGCCCUCCUUGCCUCUCCCAGGAGGCCAGUCCUCUCAUCCGGGCACCCUUGGAGGAAAAUCUCAGCUCUCUUCCCAACUGCCAACCUGAAUUAAAGUCUAUGCUGCUUUUAUGAA
Molossus molossus (Pallas's mastiff bat) is the source of this 1243-nucleotide messenger RNA. RefSeq names its product atypical chemokine receptor 1 (Duffy blood group) (gene ACKR1). Bases 276 to 1217 code for a protein of 313 amino acids. Gene Ontology annotation, molecular function: C-C chemokine binding. The record is from RefSeq and is a predicted model, not a curated record. Gene Ontology annotation, biological process: inflammatory response; chemokine-mediated signaling pathway; regulation of chemokine production. Gene Ontology annotation, cellular component: membrane. The transcript has 2 exons. Lineage: Eukaryota; Metazoa; Chordata; Mammalia; Chiroptera; Molossidae.